Messenger RNA from Fusarium sp. VM40, 942 nucleotides. Lineage: Eukaryota; Fungi; Ascomycota; Sordariomycetes; Hypocreales; Nectriaceae. The record is from the annotation of a GenBank genome assembly.
AUGGCGUCUAUAUCGACAUCUCUCAAGUUCGCUGUACUCAUUGACGCCGACAAUGCCAGUCCUGCCAUGGCAGGCUCUAUACUUACAGAGAUUGCCAAGUAUGGCACGACCUUUGUUAAGCGCGCUUAUGGCGACUGGACUGGGCCAGGAUUGAAUGGUUGGAAAGAGCGUCUUCUUGAACAGUCGAUUCAACCAAUACAACAGUUCGCCUACACCAAAGGGAAGAAUUCGACAGAUUCGGCCAUGAUCAUCGACGCUAUGGAUCUUCUAUAUUCGGGCAAAUUUGGCGGCUUCUGUAUUGUUUCCAGUGACAGCGACUUCACUCGGCUGGCGUCUAGGAUUCGGGAGUCUGGCCUAGUUGUCUUUGGAUGCGGAGAAAGAAAGACGCCUAGACCUUUCGUCACGGCUUGCGACAAGUUCAUCUACCUUGAGAAUCUGGUGACAAUGACUGGGCCGCCUAAGUUUGGAAUUGCAGUAACUGGGCCACCCAAUGCUGGUUUGGCUAUUGCAGGACCCAUUAGCGUAGGCCCAUCGAUUGCAGGACCAUCCAAAGACCAAAAGGUCAGCGUGCCGUCGGCUAAUGUGAAGGAAGGGAAUAGGGAUGAGGAUGAUCCUCCCGAGAGUAACACGCAAGUGGAGGAAGCUCGGCCGGUGGAUUCUCUGGUAGCUGGAACUUCAUCACCUGGACCUCACCCAGUUGAUAGAGAGGCGGCUGAGUGGCUGCAAGAGGCUAUAGAGGUGUCUUCAGACGAUGAAGGAUGGGCCUUGCUUUCGGAAGUUGGCUCACUCAUGAUCCAGUGGCAUUCUGAUUUUGACCCUCGUACUUAUGGGUUUAAAAAGCUCAGCCAGCUGAUGACGUCCAUAGCCUGCUUCGAAACGUCGAAUCGAAGUCCUGGGGAUGGGAAGUCAGGGGUAGUAUACGUUCGAUAUCUUGAUAGCUAA